GCAGUCGAACGCCUUCCUCCCGGUCAGUUGCAAAGGGGACUUGCACUGGGUUCCAAAUUUAACUUUUGCAAGGCUGACAACUUAUUUUCAAUUGCAAACAGGAUUACAACAAUGCAGGAGCAGCGCCGGGACAAGUACCUGAACAUCGACGAGGAUCAGAUCCUGCGGCAGCUGUCGGAGAACGAGCUGGAGCAGCUGGACUACGACCUCACGGAGAUGGAUCCCGAGAACGCCCUCCUCCCCGCCGGCCUGCGGCAGAGAGACCAGACCAAGAAGACGCCGACGGGUCCGUACGACCGGGACCAGCUGCUGGGAUACCUCGAGAAGGAGGCGCUGGAGGUAGAGGAGAGGGAGGACCUGAUCCCCUUCACCGGGGAGAAACGAGGGAAGCCCUUCGUGCCGAAGGAACGUGAACUGACGCAGUUCGAGAAGGACGCGGCGGUGAUCCUGGAGCCCGAGCUGGAGGAGGCGCUGGCCAACGCCACCGACGCCGAGAUGUGUGACAUCGCCGCGAUCCUGGGAAUGUACAAGCUGAUGAGUAACAAGCAGUACUACGAUGCGCUGGGAAGCGGAGGGAUCAUAAACAAGGAGGGAAUAAACAGUGUGGUGAAGCCGGACUCCUACGAAUAUAAACCGGUGCCGGAUGAGCCUCCCAAUGCGACUGAUGUAGCGGACACCCUAAAGAGGGUAAAAAGCAACGACAGGGACCUCGUUGAAGUCAACCUGAACAACAUCCAGGACAUCCCCAUCCCGACGCUGAAGGAACUGGCUGAUGCAAUGAAACACAACAGCCACGUGCGGAGCCUGAGCUUGGUGGCAACCCGAAGUAAUGACCCCGUGGCCCACGCUCUGGCUGAGAUGCUGGAGGUGAACACCACCCUGAAGAGCCUCAACGUUGAGUCGAAUUUCAUCAGUGGGGCGGGGAUGGUGGCCAUAAUGAAGGCAAUGAAGAACAACAGCUCAGUGACUGAGUUAAAGAUCGACAACCAGCGCCAUCAACUGGGUGACGCCGCUGAGAUGGAGAUCGCCAGUAUGCUUGAACAGAACACUAACAUCGUCCGAUUUGGAUAUCACUUCACGCAACAAGGCCCUCGAGCGCGUGCGGCUAUCGCCAUUACGAAAAACAACGACUUGCUGCGCCAACAGCGGAGGCGAUGAGGAGGGGGGCCCGGGAGGAGCCCAAACGUCUUCAAGUCUUUGCCGCUCAUCGGACGAUUUCCCAGCGCCCGCUUUGUAGAACCCGCCGGUGUCCUGACGUGAAUCUUUUGCCCUUUUUCUGCUGGAACAGUUUGCCUUCGUCUGGGAUGGUGAGGGACGUUAAGGGUUUUGGAAAAGAAAGCUAUUGUCAAUGAAGCAAGUCCUGAACUUACAACCUCGAGCUUCCUCGU
This is a messenger RNA of Pristis pectinata (smalltooth sawfish), 1388 nucleotides long. It is a transcript of the gene tmod4, whose product is annotated as tropomodulin 4 (muscle). Gene Ontology annotation, biological process: pointed-end actin filament capping; muscle contraction; myofibril assembly. The record is from RefSeq and is a predicted model, not a curated record. The coding region runs from base 112 to 1158 and encodes 348 amino acids. Gene Ontology annotation, cellular component: myofibril; striated muscle thin filament. Lineage: Eukaryota; Metazoa; Chordata; Chondrichthyes; Rhinopristiformes; Pristidae. Gene Ontology annotation, molecular function: tropomyosin binding. The transcript has 10 exons.